Messenger RNA from Prosopis cineraria, 720 nucleotides. RefSeq names its product cell division control protein 2 homolog. The transcript is spliced from 6 exons. Gene Ontology annotation, biological process: regulation of gene expression; regulation of meiotic cell cycle; protein phosphorylation. NCBI's taxonomy places the organism in Eukaryota, Viridiplantae, Streptophyta, Magnoliopsida, Fabales, Fabaceae. The coding region runs from base 1 to 720 and encodes 239 amino acids. Gene Ontology annotation, cellular component: nucleus; cytoplasm; cyclin-dependent protein kinase holoenzyme complex. The record is from RefSeq and is a predicted model, not a curated record. Gene Ontology annotation, molecular function: cyclin-dependent protein serine/threonine kinase activity; cyclin binding; ATP binding.
AUGACGUUCAAUAUGGAGAUCAAGCUAGCCGACAUCGGUUUCGCCGGUUCAUUUGGAGAUCCUUGGACAACUUAUCCUUGCUCCUUUAGAUCACGUCGAUAUUCAAAGGCAGCUGAUAUGUGGUCUGUUGGUUGUAUAUUUGGAGAGAUGAUAACUGGGAAACCUGUAUUCCAGGGAAAAACUCAAAUGGACCAAUUGAAGUCAAUUUUUCGCCUGUUAGGUACCCGAACUGAGGAAUCCUGGCCUAGAGUGACUGAGAUAUGCAGUCGCAGAACACUCUUAUGCUUUCCCAAAUUUGAACGAAUAAUGAACCUGGCAAUGAAGUUCUUUGGUUUUGAACGAGAAGGCAUUGAUCUUCUUUCCAAAAUGCUUUGCCUGGAUCCGCGCAAAAGAAUUUCAGCUGCUAAUGCUCUUCAACAUGAUUACUUCAAAGAUUUCAAUCAGAGAGGAAGGGCUUUUACUGCAAAGUUCUUAAUCACCAGUUCCUGGUUUUCUAUUUCAUUUACUCAUAUUUCAGGGUUUUUACUGCAAAGUUCUUACCAGUUCCUGGUUUGCUAUUUCGUAUACGCAUAUUUCAAAUAUCUGACGCUCCGUAUGCUCCGCGUUGGCUUGUGGCAAAAAGAAGAGGAUGAAGAAGCAGCCCUUAUGGUCAUAGAUUUUAUCCAUGGAAACCGAUAUUGGACCCUAUCGGAGAAGGCUCUCGUUCGGUUUGAGAUGUAG